UAUUGAAAAAUAAAAUAAAAAUGAGAAGGUCCAAUAACUAACAAAAUGAGGUUAUUGCAUUUGCAGUCAGCAGCAGCUCCAGCAUAACGAUCCUUCUCUGCUUCCAAAACACAAAUACUCCGAUUUUAUAUCACAUAAUUAUCGAUUUUAUUUUCUUGUUUUACUUCAAUUAAUGAUGUUUUUUAAUCCAACAAUCUCAGUUUUUAUUAUCAUUAAUUAUUUUAAAAGUAUUUAACAGUUUUUGCUCGCUCACUCACUAGCUAUGGCUCUCCCUCUCGGCAAGUUAACCAUCCUCGUCGGCGCAGGUAUAGUUGGAUCAGUUCUAGCUAAAGAGGGGCAUUUGCCGAGUUUUUUUCCGGAUUUUGUUUCCGGUGCAUUCAAGUUUGCUCUUAAGCAAGUUAAAAGAGAUGAUUCUGUCUCAUCAAAUGGCAAGCCAAUUAAUAAAUCUUUAAUGGAUCAGGUUAAUAGUCUUCGGCAGGAGCUGCAAAUGAUAGCUUCUAAUAGAUCAGUAACAAUUGUAACUGCUGGCGGGACAGGUGCUACUAAAUAUGGUACAAUUGUUCUAGUGGUUGUGGUUGGAUCUGGCUAUGUUUGGUGGAAGGGUUGGAAACUUCCUGAUAUGAUGUUUGCGACUAGACGUAGUUUAUCUGAUGCUUGCACUUCCAUAGCCCAACAGCUUGAAACCGUUUAUGGAUCAAUCAGGAGUACUAGGAAGGAAUUGUCUUCAAAUAUUGCACACCUGGAUGCUACUUUGGACGAGGUCACUGCUCUCACUACUGAUACACGAGAAACGGUAUCUGAAUUUUUAAAAGAUUCAACUAAAUACGAUCAUGGUGUACGAAAUGUCCGCGAAACUGUUCAGACACUGGGGCAAAAAAUCAGUAAAAUGGAAGAGAAGCAGGGUAACACAAUGCAUGGAUUAAAGAAGUUGGUUGACUAUACCUAUAUUAUGGAAAAUUACUUGCUUCAAGAGAAUGCUCAGGCAGGCAGAUUUUUGUCAUGGAAUGCUACGUUGUCUGCUGCAUCAUCGAGUUCCCGAAUAGCAUUUCCACCAAAGAAUGCCUUACCUCCUCCAUCAAGUGAACCAACUUCUCCCACCGUUUCCAAUGGCACACUCCAGAGGAGUAAUGGGAGUUCAGGAUCCGGUGAAGUUUUAAACAGUCCUGGGAUUUCUUAUAGUAUCCUUCAAGAAGAAACAAACGGUGGCACUUCAAGUUGGUCCAGACCAACAAUUCUUAUGAGAACCCGCAGCGCAACAAAUGCUGUGCUACAUCGAACAAAUUCCAGCCGACAGUAAUCUUGAUGUGAUUUUUUUUUUGUGGAGAACUUCAAUUUUAUGCGGUAAAUUGGUAAUUCCUUUGGGAGGUUUAUCAGGGCACGUUUAUGGCCUUUGUAUCUUUUAAGAUGUUAGGGAUAAAAAUUAGUUAGAGUUGAUUAGAAAACAAGUGUAACCAUCAAGUUGGUGCCCAUGGCUGGUAAACAUUAUGAGAUGACUUAGUAAAGGUUAAGCCUUUAAUAGUAUUUUUGUUAUUGAACUGAACAUUUAGAGGUUAAAACUUAAUAUGUUGAUAUUUGUAAAGUUAAAUUUUCAGAUUUAUUGGAAGGGUAACUUCUAUGAGA
Mercurialis annua (annual mercury) is the source of this 1620-nucleotide messenger RNA. RefSeq lists its product as uncharacterized. Bases 263 to 1297 code for a protein of 344 amino acids. Lineage: Eukaryota; Viridiplantae; Streptophyta; Magnoliopsida; Malpighiales; Euphorbiaceae. The transcript is spliced from 13 exons. The record is from RefSeq and is a predicted model, not a curated record.